CAUCUCUUUACACACAUUUCUUCAUCACAAAACACCUCAAAGUUUAAAACAACCCUUCUUUAUCUUUUCCUCUUUGAUCCCUUUCAAAACCUAGAUCAUCAUGGGUGUUUUCACUUUUGACGACGAUUUCACCUCCACCGUUGCUCCUGCUAGGUUGUUCAGGGCCUUCGUCCUUGAUGCUGACAACCUAUUCCCAAAAAUUGCUCCCCAAGCUGCUAAAAGUGCCGAGACUGUUGUAGGAAAUGGAGGACCCGGAACUAUCAAGAAGAUCACCUUUCCUGACGGCAAGUACGUGAAGCAGAGGCUUGAUUCAAUUGACCACGACAACUUCAGCUACGGCCACAGUGUGAUCGAAGGAGAUGUUUUGUCUGCCGAGCUUGAGAAAAUUGCUCAUGUGACCAAGUUUGUGGCCUCCCCCAAUGGAGGAACUAUCAUUAAGGUCACUACCAACUUCCACACCGUCGGGAAUGCCCACGUCGAUGAAGCGAAGGCUAAGGAAGGAAAGGAAAAGGCCGCCGGUCUGUUCAAGCUCGUCGAAGGCUACCUUCAGGCAAACCCCGGCGCUUACAACUAAAUAUGUUGAACUAUAUGCUUGUCAAAUUAGUUUCUCUAUAAGCUAAAGGGUGUGGCUUUCUAGUUGUUUUGUAUCCUGGACUUUCUAGGCUUUGCCAAUAAGAGUAUGGAGUUGUGAUUAUCUUGUUUGCGUCGUAAUGUUUGAGAAAGUAUUGUAUCUUUUACAAAUAAUGUAAUGAAAAUAUAUCUUGCUAUAAAAGAGUUAAAAGA
Molecule: messenger RNA, 783 nt
Organism: Morus notabilis
Lineage: Eukaryota; Viridiplantae; Streptophyta; Magnoliopsida; Rosales; Moraceae
Product: major allergen Pru av 1
Exons: 2
Coding region: 101-574 (157 amino acids)
Biological process (GO): abscisic acid-activated signaling pathway; defense response
Cellular component (GO): nucleus; cytoplasm
Molecular function (GO): abscisic acid binding; protein phosphatase inhibitor activity; signaling receptor activity
Source: RefSeq, a predicted model, not a curated record